AUGGCAGAGAAGGUCCUGGUGACUGGCGGAGCUGGCUACAUCGGCAGUCACUGCGUGCUGGAGCUGGUGGAGGCUGGCUACGUCCCCGUGGUCAUAGACAACUUCCACAACGCCAUCCGAGGAGCAGACGCGCUCCCCGAGAGCCUCCGGCGUGUGCAGCAGAUCGUGCGCCAGCCCAUCCUCUUCCAGGAGCUGGAUAUCACCGACGAGGCAGCGCUGCGGGAGCUCUUCAGUAAGGUGAGAGCGAGAGCUGCAGUGCCCCAGGGUGGGCUGCGAGGGGUGAGAGGGGUUUGUGCUGGGGGUGGGAGCCAGGAGGGAGACGUGGGCUGGAGAGGACAGUGCUGAGGAAACGCUGGGACCCGCAAACGUUUCUCUGGGCCACAGAGAACACACGGGCUGGCUGAAUGAAAGAACAUCGUGUUCAGCAGCUCCGCCACCGUCUACGGAGACCCCAAGUACCUGCCCCUGGAUGAGAACCACCCCGUUGGAGGCUGCACCAACCCCUACGGCAAAUCCAAGUACUUCAUCGAGGAGAUGAUUCGAGAUAUCUGCAAAGCAGAGAAGGGCUGGAACGCCGUUCUCCUGCGCUACUUCAACCCCAUCGGUGCCCACGAGUCAGGAAUGAUCGGAGAAGAUCCUCAGGGUAUCCCGAACAACCUCAUGCCCUACGUGGCGCAGGUGGCCGUGGGGCGCCGGGAAUUUCUGAGCGUGUUCGGGAAUGACUACAAGACGGACGAUGGAACGGGCGUCAGGGAUUACAUCCAUGUGGUGGAUUUGGCCAAGGGCCACAUCGCUGCUUUGAAGAAGCUCCAGGAGAACUGCGGCUGCAAG
Messenger RNA from Eurypyga helias (sunbittern), 831 nucleotides. It is a transcript of the gene GALE, whose product is annotated as UDP-galactose-4-epimerase. Gene Ontology annotation, molecular function: UDP-glucose 4-epimerase activity. The transcript is spliced from 6 exons. The record is from RefSeq and is a predicted model, not a curated record. The annotation marks the transcript as partial. Gene Ontology annotation, biological process: beta-D-galactose catabolic process via UDP-galactose, Leloir pathway. Gene Ontology annotation, cellular component: cytosol. Lineage: Eukaryota; Metazoa; Chordata; Aves; Eurypygiformes; Eurypygidae.